Molecule: messenger RNA, 2869 nt
Organism: Neopsephotus bourkii (Bourke's parrot)
Lineage: Eukaryota; Metazoa; Chordata; Aves; Psittaciformes; Psittacidae
Gene: PTPA
Product: protein phosphatase 2 phosphatase activator
Exons: 10
Coding region: 155-1126 (323 amino acids)
Biological process (GO): mitotic spindle organization
Cellular component (GO): cytoplasm; nucleus; protein phosphatase type 2A complex
Molecular function (GO): peptidyl-prolyl cis-trans isomerase activity; protein tyrosine phosphatase activator activity
Source: RefSeq, a predicted model, not a curated record
GCUCGCCGAGCCGUGCUUCCUCGCCCCGCGGUCCUGCGUGGACACAAGAGACCGUGUCCCACACAAACAUGGAGGGACGGGAGGCUGGGAGGAGACACGCCUCCGGGUGACAGCCCCGCGAGUGACAGGACCGGGCGGCGUGCCCGGCUCAAAGAUGGCCGCCGGCGGCUUCGGUGUGGUCGGAGGCACCACUGAGGAGGUGACUCCUCCCCUCCAGCAAUGCUUCAUGAUCCCCAAAAAGGAGAUAAACAUGGUUUCUGACAUGGCCAAGUGGAAGCGUUCUCAGGCAUAUGCGGAUUACAUGGGCUUCAUCCUCACUCUGAAUGAAGGUGUCAAGGGCAAGAAGCUGACCUGCGAAUACAAGGUUUCAGAGCCCAUUGAAAAGCUGGUGGCUCUCCUGAACACCCUUGACAGAUGGAUUGAUGAAACCCCACCAGUGGAUCAACCCUCUCGCUUCGGGAACAAAGCCUUCAGGACCUGGUAUGCCAAACUAGACCAGGAAGCAGAGAAGUUGGUGGCAACAGUGAUUCCCAAGCAUUUGGCUGCUGCUGCGCCAGAAGUGGCUGUGUACUUGAAGGAAUCCGUGGGGAAUUCCACCCGCAUUGACUAUGGCACAGGUCACGAAGCUGCAUUUGCAGCCUUUCUCUGCUGCCUCUGCAAAAUCGGUGUGCUCAGAGUGGAUGACCAGAUGGCCAUUGUCUUUAAAGUAUUUAACAGGUACCUCGAAGUGAUGCGAAAACUUCAGAAGACCUACAGGAUGGAGCCUGCUGGCAGCCAGGGCGUGUGGGGCUUGGAUGACUUCCAGUUUCUACCUUUCAUAUGGGGCAGUUCCCAGCUGAUAGACCAUCCAAGUCUGGAGCCUCGACACUUUGUUGAUGAGAAGGUGGUAAAUGAAAACCAUAAGGACUUCAUGUUCCUGGAGUGCAUCCUGUUCAUUACAGAGAUGAAGACGGGUCCCUUUGCUGAGCACUCCAACCAGCUCUGGAACAUCAGCGCCGUGCCCUCCUGGUCCAAGGUCAACCAGGGCCUCAUCCGCAUGUACAAGGCAGAGUGCCUGGAGAAGUUUCCUGUGAUCCAGCACUUUAAGUUCGGCAGCCUGCUCCCCAUCCAGCCUGUGACGUCCUAAGGAGGCCGCAGGAGGAGCGGAGGCAGCGGAGGCAUAGCACAGCGCUCUUCCUCCUCCCCUCACCCCCUCCUCAUCACCGUGCCCGUCACACGCAGCCCGUUCCUUCCUGCACAUCCUCAUCAGCAACCACAGACCCAAAGCACUCGCUGGCCUUGCAUGGGAGAUGGGACACGGAGCAGCUCCUCCUGCACGUCCCCAGCACGUGGAUGUGUCGCCAGCGCCCAAGCCGGGGCUGUGCUUCUCUCUGCUGCGCCCGCGGGCAGCGUGGCUGCUGUGAAUGGGGUUUGAGUAGGGGCUGCCUUGUAGCAAAGCCCCUCUGCUUCUCAUGGUGUGGGGGGGAGGAAGGCACGUGUGUAUGUGUCGGGCAGUGGUAACUGCAAUUUCCCUUUUGAAUUUCAUUGACGUUUCCUGUUGCUGUUUGGUUUGGGAAACCAGUGCGAGGGGCGAGGUGUGAGCCUGCGCUGUCUGUGCGCAGCCACCUCUGCUCACACGGGGAGGGCUGGAAUGGGGAAAGGGAGUUGUAGGGAAUGUCUGUGGGUUGCUGGAAGCCCAGGGUUCACCUUUCCCUUCUUGUGGAUAAUGAAAGCCCCCUCCCUCCGUCUCUUCUGCAAGGUUCCCUGGGUCUUUCUUUCCCAACACCGCCUCUUCUCUUGGGUGAAGCUGAGGAUCUUUUGUGGGCUGUGGGGGGCUGAGCUGGCUCUGGAGCCGGAGCCAAGUUCCCUGAGGGACCCUGCUCUGUGGGAACAGCUAUGGAAAGACACUGCUCAAGCGGUGCCUGCUGAGGCUCCCUCUUAACGGGCACAAAACCUCACACCUUCAUCACUGGGUCCAACCUGCCCUCUGUACUCCCUGCUUCCUCCUCUGUGCUUUGCUGCCCUGGGGCUGGGCUGGCCUCAGUGGCACGAGGUGACAGUGGUUGCUACUGCUUGGUCAUAAAUUGUAGUGACAGCCCCAGAGCAAAGGGAUUUCCCCUCGAAGCAGCGUGUUCCCCAGCUCUUUUAGGGAGGCAUCCCCAGAGCGAAGGCAGCAUGAGGGGGCAAGCAUGCAGCUUUCCAUGUGUUUAUAUACUUGUGCUGAAACAAAAGGCAUAAAUAGUCUGGCAUAGCAGGUUAUACCUGGAGAAAGCUCUUUCUCUUUGUCAUUCCCUGCUGGUGUUGCUGUGCUGGACCUCGGGGAAGAGGGACCACACUUCCAGUGCCAAGAGCAGCAGCAUCUCGAAGGCAGGUGAAUGGAUGGAGAUGUGGUCCAGAUCAUGCCAGCAACAUCACUUGGGGGCCAGGAACAGCUGGUGCUGGGUUUGAGAUGAGCUGAUGUGGAUUGACCAAGGUGAUCCAUAGCUUUGCAUCUGGAGAGGGGAUGUUCCUUUUUGGGGGGCUCCCAGGCUGGGAGUGGGGGACACAGGGCUCUGGUGUGGUGUUUGCAGCAGGGAUCCUUUCCCUGGCAGUCCCACAGUGGUGGUGGUGGUGGGGAACCUGCUUGUGGCUUCUUAGCUUCAGUUUGUAUUUUAUUCACUAUUUUCUUUUUGUUAGACCUGCUUGCUCCUCUUGUAAAGGUUCCUAGGGGAGGGAGAGCAAGAAAAGGGUCUGAAUAGAGGCAGUGAAAUGCAGGUGUCUGCAGAGCUAAAGCAGAGCUCUCUGGCACUGCUGCUGUCCCGUCUGCUUCUGGCUCGGCCCUGGGCAGGGACAAGGAUCUUUUGACCUGCUGAAACAACCCUAUAAACUUGCAUUUGGAAUGAAACUGGAA